AAAAAAAAAAAAAUCACGCUUCAAGCGUAUCAAAGCACUAAUUAUAUAAGUAGUAAAAGCAUUCCAAAAAAUAAAAAAAGUUUCGAAAUUAAAAGUAAGCAGUCAUCAAACUAUAAAUUUGAAGCGUUUCAACUAGAAAGUGCUCCGAUUGGCCAUGUUGCACUUACUGACAACAACAUAAGAUCAAACUGCAACUAAGCAAGGAUAAGGUCAUCACUCAGUCGUAAGCAUUAGCUGUCUAACCUGCAACUAAAAUAAGACAAAGUUUCGAUUAAAAUACUAAUUUGGAGAUAAUACACGUUUCAAGGCAGCGCAACUAACUACAAACAUGAUUAAUAUCGCUGGGGUUGUGAGCAUUGUGCUCUUCUAUUUGUUGAUUCUAAUCGUGGGCAUUUGGGCGGGACGUAAGAAAGCGGCCGGCAAUGAUUCUGAGGAGGAGGUGAUGCUAGCAGGACGCUCCAUUGGUCUUUUUGUUGGCAUAUUCACAAUGACCGCAACUUGGGUCGGGGGUGGCUAUAUAAAUGGUACAGCAGAGGCCAUCUACACAUCGGGCUUGGUGUGGUGUCAGGCGCCAUUUGGUUAUGCCUUAAGUUUGGUUUUCGGUGGUAUUUUCUUUGCAAAUCCCAUGCGUAAACAGGGUUACAUCACCAUGCUGGAUCCGUUGCAGGACUCUUUUGGCGAACGCAUGGGUGGUUUACUUUUCUUGCCAGCACUCUGUGGUGAGGUAUUCUGGGCUGCUGGAAUUUUAGCUGCUUUGGGCGCUACAUUGUCCGUCAUCAUUGAUAUGGACCAUCGCACUUCGGUGAUACUUUCUUCUUGUAUUGCCAUUUUCUACACACUUUUCGGCGGCUUGUACUCCGUUGCCUACACCGAUGUAAUACAAUUGUUUUGCAUCUUUAUUGGCCUAUGGAUGUGUAUACCCUUUGCAUGGGCCAACGAUCAUGUGAAAAGUUUGUCAUCGAUGGAGGUUGACUGGAUUGGUCAUGUAGACCCAACGAAGCAGUGGUUUUACAUAGACUAUGGAUUGUUACUGAUCUUUGGCGGUAUACCUUGGCAGGUGUAUUUUCAACGCGUGCUAUCGAGUAAGACAGCUGGCCGCGCUCAAUUGCUGUCAUAUGUUGCAGCCGCAGGUUGCAUCUUAAUGGCGAUCCCACCGGUACUCAUUGGCGCUAUUGCCAAAGCCACAGCAUGGAAUGAAACCGAAUACGUUGGCCCCUAUCCACUGACCGUCGAGCAGACAAGCAUGAUUCUACCCAUGGUAUUGCAGUAUCUUACCCCCGACUUUGUAUCCUUUUUUGGUCUUGGCGCCGUAUCAGCUGCUGUCAUGUCCUCGGCGGACUCAUCGGUGCUCUCGGCCGCCUCCAUGUUUGCACGCAAUGUUUACAAGUUGAUUUUCCGUCAGAAAGCUUCCGAAAUGGAAAUUAUUUGGGUGAUGCGUGUUGCAAUUAUAAUCGUGGGCAUACUUUCAACUAUAAUGGCGCUUACAAUUCCCUCCAUCUAUGGUCUUUGGUCAAUGUGUUCGGAUUUGGUGUAUGUAAUAUUGUUCCCGCAACUUUUGAUGGUCGUACAUUUUAAGAAGCACUGUAAUACCUAUGGCAGUCUCGCUGCCUACAUAGUAGCGCUCUUUAUUCGUUUGUCGGGCGGCGAAGCAUUGCUUGGUUUGCCGCCACUCAUACAUUUCCCCGGCUACGAUGCGGAGACACAAACACAGUUAUUCCCCUUCCGCACCACGGCCAUGCUAAUGAGUCUGAUUACACUGAUAGGAGUUUCCUGGUGGACAAAAAUGAUGUUUGAAUCGGGCAAACUUCCGCCGGGUUACGAUUAUUUCCGUUGUGUAGUAAAUAUUCCUGAAGAUGUACAAAGGGUGGGAGAGCCGUCAGAAGCUGGAGAGCAGCUUUCUGUUAUGGCUGGCCCAUUGGCACGUUCCUAUGGUGCCGCCACCAUGGCUGGCAAAGAUGAGCGUAACGGACGUAUUAAUCCAGCGCUCGAGUCCGACGAUGAUCUACCCGUUGCCGAGGCGAAACGCAUGAAUCAGCAGACAGCGCAGGCGCAAGUGCAGAAAAUGUUGAGCAAGGCAGCGGGCAAAGGUGGCAGCGGUAGUGAGAGUAGCAGCAUCGGCGGCGGAGGGGGUGGCGUAGGUGUCGGAAGCAAUUUAAGCGGACAAGGUGUGGCUGUGCCAACUGCUGAGCAUGAUAAUACUGCCUUCUAAGUAAAUAUUUAAUCAUGACACAUACAUACGCAUACACACACAUACACACAUAAUAACACACAUGCAUACGUAUAUAAGGUACGUACGGACAUACAGAGAAAAUACUUGUGCAAAAUUAUAAAUUCAAAAUUGUAUACCAAAAUAAAGAGCAUUGCCAGGUUAGCAUUGUAAGAAAAAUGUUUGACAAAGGAGUUGAAGAUUUAAUAACUUCUCAACUGAUUUUAAGGUUCCAAAAAAAAAACUAUGCAAAAAUUUAUUGGCAAAAUCUCUACGGGUAACCAACUACUACGAGCACUAUACAAAAGGUACACACACACACGCUUGCACAGACAUAUUUCAAGUAAAUAUACAAACGAAAAUAGACUUAGAGGAGUGCUCGCCAAGCAGUUGGAUAAGUACGUAAAAGUGAUGGUAUUUAAAUUAAGCUUAUGAAUUAAACAUAUCAACGCAUGAAAGAAAAUGCAAAU
This is a messenger RNA of Anastrepha obliqua, 2676 nucleotides long. RefSeq names its product high-affinity choline transporter 1 (gene ChT). Gene Ontology annotation, molecular function: choline:sodium symporter activity. The record is from RefSeq and is a predicted model, not a curated record. Lineage: Eukaryota; Metazoa; Arthropoda; Insecta; Diptera; Tephritidae. Gene Ontology annotation, biological process: acetylcholine biosynthetic process; transmembrane transport; choline transport. Gene Ontology annotation, cellular component: plasma membrane. The transcript is spliced from 9 exons. The coding region runs from base 329 to 2209 and encodes 626 amino acids.